Maniola jurtina (meadow brown) is the source of this 4035-nucleotide messenger RNA. Its product is annotated as DNA (cytosine-5)-methyltransferase PliMCI-like. Gene Ontology annotation, cellular component: nucleus. The coding region runs from base 192 to 3569 and encodes 1125 amino acids. The record is from RefSeq and is a predicted model, not a curated record. The transcript is spliced from 6 exons. Lineage: Eukaryota; Metazoa; Arthropoda; Insecta; Lepidoptera; Nymphalidae. Gene Ontology annotation, molecular function: chromatin binding; DNA (cytosine-5-)-methyltransferase activity; zinc ion binding.
GCGCCUCACGCGAACUUACCUAAAAAUCUGUAAUUUGUUAUAUUUUGUUGUUUUUGUUAUUUGCUUUGGAUUUGGCCUAUUUUUCGUUAUGUUGCAAAGUAAUAUAUGAACGUGUAACGUAUAGUAGAACUUAUAGUGACGAUGUUAUAGAAUUGAGUCCAUUAGAAUAAUUCUCAAGCAAGUGUUCAAUUAUGCCGGCUACAAAUAGGAAAGAUCGUACUCCACCACUACGCCAAUCACAACGACUCUCUAAAAAGAGAAGUCAACUGAAAAUUACAAGUGGGAUUCCCGCGAAACGCAAACGCAGCAAGAGUCAAGUGAAUCUUGAAGUUAGUAAAAAUAAAAAAAUUAAACUUGAAACAACUAAGCGCCUUACUGAUAAGAUUCCCAAAAAUAUAUCUUUGGAUGGCAAGAAAGAUGAUAACAAUGAAACCAACAAAAACAAAGAUAGUAAAAGUACUUCAAAAAUUAAUAAAAAGAAGAGAACAACUGGCAAACAUAAGAAAGAGGGAGCAAUGAAAAAUGAAAAAAUCAAGUUCAAUAAGAAAGCAGGUAUAAAAGCGACUACUACUCCUCUCGUGCAGAACACAUUCGAAAAUUUCUUUGCCAGUCAAUUGGAUAAUACAAACAAUGAACUUAAUUUAAGAAGUGAAAGAUGCGGGGUGUGUGAGGCUUGCCAGCUGCAGGACUGUGGGGAGUGCAACGCGUGCCGCGCCAUGUGCAAAUUCGGUGGGCUUGGUCGCUCCAAGCGCACGUGCGUGCGGCGCCACUGCCGCAGAAUGGCCGACGAGCCCAAAGAAAUCAAGGACUACCAAACGACGGAACAGCAAGAGCUCGGUGAAAUUGAAGACAAGAAAAUUAAAUGGAUUGGAGAACCGAUCCAAGUAGAUGAAAAACAAAUAUAUUAUGAAAAAGUUGAAGUCGAUGGUGUCAAGUAUUCAUUGGGAGACUUUGUAAUGGUACGACCUGAGUUACCGAAUGUUCCUGCCCUGGUCUCUAGGUUGAUCUACAUGUGGAAAGAAAUUCGUACUAAACGUGCAUACUUUCAUGGUGAAUUUUAUAUAAGAUCUACAUAUACUGUACUGGGAGAGGUCGGCCGCGCAAGGGAAGUGUUUUUGGAUGAUCGAUGUUACCACGGUGUCGCGCUUUCUGAUAUUUUAAGAAAAGCUCGUGUCGAAAAACGAGAUCCACCCAAAGAUUUUUUUAAAUUGGGGGGAAAGGAAGCGAAUGAAGAACUUCUCGAGGAUGAUGGCAAAACAUAUUUCUAUGAAAAAUUUUAUGAGCGAUUUACUUCACGUUUUGAAGACCUACCGAUCGACCCCGAAUGCCCGAAUGUCCUAAGAAAACAUAGAUCUUGCCCGUCUUGCGAGCGCAAAAUGGAACUCUACUCCUCGUGCAUCCCUAAAAUUUGCGGCCUACUCCCAGUCAAGACGGGCGCAGUUCCGGAAGUGGAUAGAUUCGAAUGGACAUCUAUCAAAUGGCAAAAUAAUGAGUAUAAGAAAGGUUGUGGUGUAUUUCUUAGGCCGGUGAUUUUCAAAAGUAAUUUUGAAAAUAGUAUCAGUCAGAACUCUACUAUUAGCAGCAGAAAAAUUAAGUUCUGUGCCAAGAAAAGAAAAAUCAGGGAGAGGAAAAUGAAAUUAAAAAAAUUGAAACUGAAGUUAAAGAAAGUCGAUGAGAAUGUAUAUCCAGAGUAUUACAGGAAGAACGAUAAUUCACGCGGCUCCAACGAGAAAACGGCCCAGCCUUUCUGCGUGGGGCGCAUUGUCGCCGUGGCCGCGCUCGACGAGGGCCCGCUGGUCGCGCCGCAGGAAAUGCGCCUGCGCGUCAACGUGCUCUACCGGCCCGAGAACACCAAUCACAAGUUUCCGCACCGCGAGGAUUGCAACCUAGUCUACUGGAGCGAGGAAAUCAAAGAGAUACCGUUUGCUGCCGUCACAGGACUGUGCCACUUAGUGUAUGUGGACAACAUUCCCCAGCAGGAUUCCAUAUGUGAAUGGCUAGAGAUGGAUCCUAGCAGAAUGUAUUUCAAACAAUCUUACGACCGAGCCUCGGGUAAGUUCGGCCCCGUCCCGGACCACGCGAAACUCGUCGGUCGAGAAGACGGGUGGAAAGGCAAAGGAAAGGGAAAAGGGAAAUCCAACAAAUCGAGCGUCUCUAAGACUCCGGAGAUGAACGUGAGACCUCUGAGGACCCUGGACGUGUUCGCUGGCUGCGGCGGCCUGUCGGAGGGUCUGCAUCGCUCCGGUGUCGCCAAGUGCGAGUGGGCUGUCGAGAAUCUCGAAACCGCGGCUCAAGCAUACUCCCUGAACAACAAAAACUGUGCAGUGUUCAAGCAGGACUGCAACGUGCUGUUGAGAGACGUGAUGGCGGGCGUCACUCACAGCGCGGACGGCCAGCGCCUGCCGCUCCGCGGUGAGGUGGAGCUGCUGGUCGGCGGCCCGCCCUGCCAGGGCUUCUCCAGCAUGAACCGCUUCAACUCGCGCCAGUCCGCCAAUUUCAAGAACUCGCUGGUGGCGACGUGCUUAUCUUUCUGCGACUACUACCGCCCCAAAUACUUCAUCCUCGAGAACGUGCGCAACUUCGCCGUGUUCAAGAAGGGCAUGGUGCUGAAGCUCACGAUGCGCGCGUUGCUGGCCAUGGGCUACCAGUGCACGUUCGGUGUGCUGCAGGCCGGCUACUACGGCGUGCCGCAGACGCGACGUCGCCUCUUCAUCCUGGCGGCGGCGCCGGGACAGCGACUGCCGCUAUUUCCCGAGUCGACGCACGUCUUCAGCCAGCGCACCGGUUCGCUCAACGUCAUGAUCGACAAGAAACUGUUCACGACCAACAUUCGAUGGGAGAAGUUUGCGCCGCGGCGGACGUGCACCAUCAAAGAUGCGAUGAGCGAUUUGCCUGAAAUAUCUAAUGGGGCUAAUAAAAUCGAGAUAGAGUACGGCUCGAAGCCCGAGACGCAUUUCCAACGUUUGGUGCGAAGCCGCGACGAGAGCGUCAAGUUGCGCGACCACAUCUGCAAGAACAUGGCGCCGCUGGUUCAGGCGCGCAUCGCUCGAAUACCCACCGAGCCCGGCUCCGACUGGCGUGACCUGCCUAAUACAUCAGUUAAACUCUCGGAUGGAACUACAUGCAAGGUGCUCCAGUAUCGCCACGAGGACAAGAAGAAAGGACGUUCCUCCACGGACGCGCUGCGCGGCGUGUGCGCGUGCGCGGCGGGCGGCGCGUGCUCGCCGGACGACAAGCAGGAGAACACACUCAUUCCCUGGUGUAUGCCGCACACCGCCAACCGCCACAAUAACUGGGCCGGCCUCUACGGGCGCAUCUCGUGGGACGGGUUCUUCAGCACGACGGUGACGGACCCCGAGCCCAUGGGCAAGCAGGGCUGCGUGCUGCAUCCCGAGCAGCACCGCGUGGUUUCGGUGCGCGAGUGCGCACGCUCGCAGGGCUUCCACGACACCUACCUCUUCGCCGGCUCCGUACAGGACAAAUAUCGUCAGAUAGGAAAUGCGGUACCGCCGCCGUUGGGUGCGGCAUUAGGCAGAGAAAUCAAGAAAUCUUUAAGUGCCUCACAAUAAAUAUCGCAUAGAGAUAUUACUUACUCUACACAAAGACUUGUUUUGAACUAAUGCGAUCAGAUGCAAUCCGAUCCGAAUCCGUGAAAAUACGUUCCUAAGUUGUCAUAGAACUAUUUGUAUGGCAGCUUAUGCACUAGUUCCGUCAUCCGAGUUCUCUCCGUCGUACGUGAGAAUAACUCUGAUGUGCCUUGGAUUCAAAUCGGACAUAUGACGUAGAUGUCAAAGAUGUCCACUGAAUAGAUUUGAAUCAGACAUCGGAUUAGUGUGUAACCGUUAUAUUUCUAAAACUUUGAGAAAAUUAAAAAUUGUUUAAAAUUAAUGUGCCAUAUUCGUAAACAAAGACUUAUUUUAUUUAUGUCAGUUUCUUCUAUCCGCGGAGUGAAAUUAGUAGCGCUUUCUCUGUUACGUACAAAAUGAUAAAAACAAAAUGCACCAUUUUGAGACAUCAACCAAUCACAAACAUGUA